This is a messenger RNA of Alosa sapidissima (American shad), 2978 nucleotides long. It is a transcript of the gene tpst1, whose product is annotated as tyrosylprotein sulfotransferase 1. The transcript has 6 exons. Gene Ontology annotation, molecular function: protein-tyrosine sulfotransferase activity. NCBI's taxonomy places the organism in Eukaryota, Metazoa, Chordata, Actinopteri, Clupeiformes, Clupeidae. The record is from RefSeq and is a predicted model, not a curated record. Gene Ontology annotation, biological process: peptidyl-tyrosine sulfation. Bases 493 to 1623 code for a protein of 376 amino acids. Gene Ontology annotation, cellular component: Golgi apparatus.
GCGCUUUCAGGGCUACAGUAUCAGACUAGUAAAGAAGAGGUGACGCGUUUACCGUGGUACAAUUGUAGAGAAAGCAGUUUUUAGUGGACUUGCCUGUCGCAAUUUUAAGCACCGAACGGAAGGAGCGGAAGACAAAUGGAGUGUAUAGACAAAGGUGCUCAAGCCCGUGGAAGUGUUUGCUAACCAGUGAAGCAAUUUUAUGCCGCCGCAGAUCUUCUGCAUUCUAGGCCCCAUGGAGUUGGGUACCCGACGAGCGCUGGACGCCACCACCACCACUACCCCCUCCUCUCUCCACUCGUCCACCGACAGCCAGCCCUGAACGACGGGUUCGCACCUCUCCCCUCCCCCUCCCCUCUGCCACACCCCUGUCCCCUUCACCCUUCACCCAUCACCCACACCGCCUGCCCCUCCCCCCCUGCUGCUCUACUGGCUCCUCCUGUCCUCCUUCUGUCCCUGGGCCCCUCCACUCCGCCGCUGCUGUCGCCCCCCGAGAUGAUCGGCAAACUCAAGCAGAACCUGCUGGUGGCCUGCCUGGUCAUCAGCUCGGUCACCGUCUUCUACCUGGGCCGGCACGCCAUGGAGUGCCACCACCGCAUCGAGGAGCGUAGUGGCAGCCAGCCGCUGGUGCUGGGCAGCAGUCUGCGAGCCACGCUGCGCACCGGCCAGAACCUCAGUAGCCCCUUCGUCUACAACAAGGACAUGCCGCUCAUCUUCAUCGGCGGCGUGCCACGCAGCGGCACCACGCUGAUGCGCGCCAUGCUGGACGCCCACCCCGAGGUGCGCUGCGGCGAGGAGACGCGGGUCAUCCCGCGCAUCCUGGCCAUGAAGCAGAUGUGGAGCCGCUCGGGCCGCGAGAAGAUGCGGCUGGACGAGGCGGGCGUCACCGACGAGGUGCUGGACUCGGCCAUGCAGGCCUUCCUGCUGGAGAUCAUCGUCAAGCACGGCGAGCCGGCCGCCUACCUCUGCAACAAGGACCCCUUCGCCCUCAAGUCCCUCUCCUAUCUGGCCAAAAUCUUCCCGCACGCCAAGUUCAUCCUCAUGAUCCGCGACGGACGCGCCUCCGUCCACUCCAUGAUCUCACGCAAAGUGACCAUAGCCGGCUUCGACCUGGGCAGCUACCGGGACUGCCUGACCAAGUGGAACCGGGCCAUAGAGACGAUGUACACACAGUGCCUGGAGGUUUCCGACAAGUGCCUGCCCGUGCACUAUGAGCAGCUGGUCCUGCACCCGGAGAAGUGGAUGAGGACACUGUUGAAAUUCCUCAACAUUCCCUGGAACGAGGCAGUGCUGCACCACGAGGAGCUCAUCGGAAAAGCUGGAGGUGUAUCGCUCUCCAAGGUAGAACGGUCGACGGACCAGGUGAUCAAGCCUGUCAACGUGGAGGCCUUAUCCAAGUGGGUGGGCAAGAUCCCGGCGGACGUGCUGCGGGACAUGGCUGUCAUCGCCCCCAUGCUCUCACGGCUCGGCUACGACCCGCACGCCAACCCGCCCAACUACGGCCGGCCCGACGCCCGGGUUCUGGACAACACUAGAAGGGUCUUUAAGGGUGAAUUUCAGCUACCUGAUUUUCUAAAAGAACAGUCACAGCUCCAGAAAUCUCCAGAGAAGCCCAAUCCCAGUUAGGAAAGGAUGGAGACAAGGAGUAUCUAACACACCCACUGAGGGCACAGCUGGGCCUACAGCAGCCAGACGGAUGUGGGCAUCUGUCACUUUCACCAUGCUGGGACUAUUAUGAAUGGCUAUACACACACACACACACACACACGCAUACACACAAACACAUAAUCAUGCAGUGCAUUUUAGAGCAUCUUAGGUCAAAGUAUAUUCAUGAACAGACACUCGUGUAGACACAAACACACACACACCCACACAGAUGGCCAUGGACCAGCCUGCACCACUUUAUGGAGAACUUGUUUGGCCUUUGAUGUUGUACUGUAACAUAUGUGGCCUAAGAAUGUCAUUGCUGUUUAUUUUUCUCAUUACACAGUACUCAUUGGAAUUUUUCUCCUUCGCUACAUAAAUCUGUGAUUCUGUUAUAAGAAGAAACAGGGAACUUCAAUUGCAAAAGGAAGUAUUUAUGAAAGAGUUCAAAAGUUAGCUUUUAAAAGAUGCAAUAUCUAUUUUAAUGUUUGAUUUUUUUCCCUCCCAUGCCUUUGUAUUGUGCAAUUCCUUGGGUACUUGCGUACAAGCAUCACCAAUUCGAGGUAUUGAUCAUGUGAAGCCGAACAGCAUUUUGUAAACCUGUACUUACCAUGGAGUGGUCUUUUUGUGUAUGGGGAGCCGUAAUAAAUGAAUUGUCAGUGUUGAAGGCAGAUUGCCCUCCUCAUCUACUCCAUACAUCAAGCUACGCUAAUGGCUAAGUGACAAAAAUGAUUGUGGUAGGUCUCUGCAUGGAAAAGAAUAAUCAUUUUGAACUUCAGAUACCAUGCUAAACAUGUAAAGUGGGGGGGAAAAAAGAUUUAAAAAAAAAAGUCCAUGCCAUGCUCCGUAUUAUAAGUGACUUUACCCCCCAAAAUCGGACACCUCUGGGUUGAGAUGUUAAGCUGAUUGUGGAUGAUCUCGGAUGUCUCAUUUGUGGAGAGGAUGAAUGAGAGGUGAGCGCUACUGGGGUCCAAGAUGCCUUUUAGCCACUGAACCAAGACUGGAGUCAAGAGACAAAUCUGUCUGUCUGAGACGGAGCUUGUCUGGAGUUUGAAAUGAAAAGGACCUGUCUACACUCUUCUACUUUUGUCACCAUGUGUCAUGUAAAUGGGACAUAACUUUCGUUCAGAGAAGGAGGAAGCCUCCAGCAGGAAGGAAAGAUCUUCAAGAGACUGAACUGUUUUAACCACAACAGUGGUGUUAAGAAUGUAAAGAUUUUUUUUUUGUUAAGGAGCAACCUUUUUAAUACAUUACAUUCAAGAUAAAUGAUACAUCCUUUACAAUACAUACUUCAUCAUUCAAAUGUUGGUGUCCAAAAUAAAACGGUUUCAAAUGCA